CGUAUUUUUUUUUCUUCUCGAAAUAUCUAAUCUGAAUAACAAAAUCCACUGAUUAAGACCAAUGUUACAGCCGGCAGAAAUCCCUGCUGAUACGGGCUUGUUGUGUCGACUGUAACAAGUUGUCUUGUGUGUUUUUAGCAGUGUUGAGAGAGCUAUCCACGCACUGAUCUAGCUACGUUACUUACUGAUUGCCGCUAUGGCAGUUGCUUAGGUACAGAAUUUGUCAGGCAAAGUAGAUAUUCGCCGAGCAGUAGAGAGGUUGUCUGCAAUUCUCUUCCGAAGAGUUUGUCUUGGUUUAAUCCAUAGCGCUGGAGACACACUUUCAAACCCAGAUUAAGUCUGUAUAUAAACUGAACAAAUGGUUAUUUUCAAUGCUGAAUUACUAUUGUCAUUGCAAUCCAAGACUGGGUUUAAUUCAUGUAUAUAAAUGUAAAUGGGACAAGUUGUGUGUACUGCAGUACAAGACUGGUUUUGUGUUCUACAGCAGUGCACACGCCUUGUCCCAUUUACAUUUAUGGCAUUUAGCAGACACUCUUAUGCAGAGACUUACAAAAGUGCUUUUUCAUUUCCCCAUAGAACAUAUUCUGGCCAGUACAGUAAGUUAGAGUCCAAUAUACCAAUGAACUAGAAUACUGUUGAAAUACAGAGAUCAAUAAGUGCAAUAAACAAUAAGUACUAGAGUUUUAGUCGACAAAGAAGCAGUCAACAUCAUUGUAAUAAACAAUACCCUACAAUAAGUACUAGUUUCAGUUAGUCAACAUGGGAGCAGGUUCAGUGGUCAUUUAAAUAUUCCACAAAUGGAUGGGUCUUUAGUCUGCGUUUGAAGACUGCAAGGGGCUAUGCUAUCUGGACAGCAGGAGGAAGUAUGUUCCACCAUCUAGGAGCCAGGACGGAGAAUACUCUCGAUGCUUGUCUUCCAUGAGUCUUGAAGCAUGGUAUUUCAAGCCGAGCCGUACUUCAGGUUCAAAGUGCUCAGGCUACUGGAAGCCAAUGAAGGGAGCGCAGCAGUGGAGUGACAUGUGAAUUUCAGAAGAUUGAAGACCAGUCGUGCUGCUGCAUUCUGGUCAAGUUGGAGAGGUCUGAUGGUUCUUAGAGGAAGACCAGCAAGUAGUGAGUUGCAGUAGUCGAGCUUUGAGACGACAAGAGACUGCACAAGUGCCUGGCAGCUUCCUGCGAGAGAAAGGGCCAAAUCCUUCAUAUGGUAAAAAGAAGUCUGCAGGACCAGGUGGCCAGAAUCCUAAAGAAAUCUGAAUGUGAACGAACUGAGGAGGACUUUGCUCUGCUUCAGUGCCAUCAGGAUACGGUUCAAGAACUAAAUAAGCGUCAAAAUCGAAGAAGUGUCCUGAAAAGGAAGCAAGAAGAGCUCUUUGAUGAUGCUGAGGAACUGAGGACCAAAGUGAAACAGUUGGCUGAUGCGAUUUGCCAAGCCCAGCAUGCUAUCAUCUACACAGGGGCCGGCAUCAGCACGGCAGCCUCCAUCCCAGAUUAUCGUGGACCAAAUGGAGUGUGGACUCAGUUACAGAGAGGACAGACUGUCAGGGCAUCGGACCUAAGUGAUGCAGAACCGACUCUGACUCACAUGUGUAUCCGGAUACUGCACAAACUGAGAAUGGUUCAACAUGUCGUGUCCCAGAACUGUGAUGGUCUCCACCUGCGUAGCGGCCUGCCCAGACAUGCCCUCUCUGAGUUGCAUGGGAAUAUGUUCAUAGAGGUGUGUACUUCUUGCUCUCCGGUGCGGGAGCUGAUCCGGCUGUUUGACGUGACGGAGCGCACGGCGCUGCACCGGCACGGGACGGGACGGCUGUGCGUGCACUGCGGGGCCGAGCUGCGGGAUACCAUCGUGCAUUUUGGCGAGCGGGGCACCCUGGAGCAGCCGCUCAACUGGAAAGGAGCCGUGCAGGCGGCACAGCAGGCUGACCUCAUCCUGUGCCUCGGCUCCAGCCUGAAGGUCCUGAAGAAGUAUGCCUGUCUAUGGUCCAUGAAAAAGCCAGUGGCUAAAAGACCCAAGCUAUAUAUUGUCAACCUACAGUGGACACCAAAAGAUGAUUUAGCCACUCUGAAAAUACAUGGAAAAUGUGAUGAUGUAAUGCAGCUACUGAUGGAAAAGUUGGGUGUUGAAAUCCCAAACUACAACAGAAUAGAGGACCCAAUCUUCAUCUUGGCAACACCCCUGAGCCCAGAAGAAGAGGACAGUCACAGCCGUAAAGCGCUAGCGGCCCCUGCUACUUUGGAGGGCUCUGUGCCAAAUGAUAGGAGUAAAGCUGAAGAGAAUAUGAUACAGGGUGGGUGGUUUGGACGAGGAUAUUCCAAAGCCAGGAAAAAAAGGAAAUCAACAUAGUUAACUAUGGUUUCACUUCAGAAACAUCCAGGGUAAGGAAUAUCAAAAGACAGAAAAACAAAAGUUAGCAUAUAAAGGCCUGAGUUAAUUUUGCUUUAGACCCCAAAAUUCUGUGAUUUUUGUCAGUUGCAAGUCAAGGUGACUGGACUUACUUCUACACAAGUCAGUGACCUAGAUGACAUCAAACUAUAAACAACUUCUCUACCUUGUAAGGAGACAUUUGCCUUCUACAGCUAAAAAAUAAGAUGCCAAUGUAUUCUGUGAAUCUAUUAUUUAGAACAGUCAAAAAUGUCAUUGAAACUGAGAAAACCAGACUAAAUUUAGUCUUCACUGUAAGGAGUCAUAUUCAUCCAUGAAUUAUAAGUGAGCUGAGCCUUUAAGGGAACAAAUAAUUGUGCUAUAACAGUGGCAAUGGUGAUUGGUUUCAGUAUUAGCUGUUUGCACCUUAUUAUUCUCUCAGGUAUUCAACCCAAGCAAUACGUGGUGUUUUUACAAAACUGUACAAGACGCAUGUAGACUUGGUUGUGCUGAAAAGAUUUCUUAAAAGCAGAAUUAUAGAAUAAUGGAUCAUUGAAAAGUGAUCUAUAAAUCUAACAGGAUUUAUGGAAAACCUGACUUGAUAUAUUAUUCUGUAAUCGUCAUAAUCAGUGUUGGGGAAGCUGAAACCGGUCAGUGUUUACAGCCACUGGCUCUUUAGACGUGCUGGAGCUGGACAAUGCAUAUAAAGUCAUUCAGGGUGCUUUAUGGCUAGCAGAUGGGUUGUAUCAGUGUUAAAGUAAAUUGUGCAGUGGUCAUAAAUUCCAGCUGCUCUGCACUAGAUAAAAGUAGUUAGCUAUGUUAAAACUAAUUUUUACAGACUACUAGGAAUCCAUUUCAUAAAUAAUAUAUAAAGCUUCGUGACUAAUAAAAAAAAAAAAAGAGAGAGUUUUGAAUGGGCAAUUCAACUAAGUGUAAAACAAGCUGGCUCCCUGAACCUAAUAGAUUUAACAAACUUAGAUUUAACUCCAACACUGCUUUUUAUACUGGUGUUUACAUGAGAAAUAUAAGUAAUGUUAAUGAAGAAAAUCUUUUAAGUUACUGAUUUUUGCAUCUCAUCUGUGAAAGGAAUUUACUGAUCCACAAAUAAAUGGAGUUUGCAUUUAAAAAUAAUGUUUGUUUAGUAAUGUUUAUCUACUUAUUUACUAUGUGUACCUUUAAUAUAUCUAAUUCAGAUUAAUAUUUGUUCAGUAGAGGUUUAAUCCAGUGAUGGUUUGAUUUAGCUACCUCUUGCAGUGUGUUUCCACAGAUUAAACAAUGCAGGUAAAGAAAGGAUUUAGUCACAAGAUUAACUAGAGUGAUUGACAGUUACAAGCUAGAUCUGUCACUCUGGACAGCGAAAUGAGACACAGAAUUUCCCCUUCAGUUUUCUGUGGUAUUUUUAGUUGGUUUAGAUUAAUGUAAGUUUAUAUGGGUAUUAUAUGUCUUGUAUUUACAAGAAAAACCACUUUAAUGCUUAAAUGUUCUUGUUACUUUUAAUUUUUUGGUGUGUCCUGAAUAAACAAACAUGGAUUUAAAAAAAA
Electrophorus electricus (electric eel) is the source of this 3897-nucleotide messenger RNA. RefSeq names its product sirtuin 7 (gene sirt7). Gene Ontology annotation, cellular component: chromatin; nucleus. The record is from RefSeq and is a predicted model, not a curated record. NCBI's taxonomy places the organism in Eukaryota, Metazoa, Chordata, Actinopteri, Gymnotiformes, Gymnotidae. Gene Ontology annotation, molecular function: NAD+ binding; histone H3K18 deacetylase activity, NAD-dependent.